Dendrobium catenatum is the source of this 2682-nucleotide messenger RNA. RefSeq names its product putative disease resistance RPP13-like protein 1. The record is from RefSeq and is a predicted model, not a curated record. The coding region runs from base 1 to 2553 and encodes 850 amino acids. NCBI's taxonomy places the organism in Eukaryota, Viridiplantae, Streptophyta, Magnoliopsida, Asparagales, Orchidaceae. The transcript is spliced from 2 exons.
AUGGCGGAUAUGUCUCUUGAUCCAAUUAUGGAGAAGAUCAUCAGCUUUUGCUUCCGUUACGUGGAAGAUCAAGUCAGAUGGAAGAAACGCACGAAGGAGGAGCUGCAAAGGCUGCGAGAGAAGUACCCCAAGAUCCAAGCUGUCGUCCACUUUGCUUCCAGCCAAGAGCAGAUCACAGACAAAAAUCCGGCUCUUAACGAAUGGCUAUGGCAGCUACAAGAUGCCAUUGAUGAUGCAGAUGACGUGGUUGAUGAUCUGGAGUACAUGGAACUUGAAAAACAGCUGACCAAAAACAAGAAGCUGAGAAGGGUGCGUUCCAUCAUGAAAUCCAUGAAGAAAAAACUCGUCAAAAUUGGCAACCGAGUUAUCAAAAGAGAUCCCAACUUGAAGCGACUGGAGGAGGCUGUGCAGAAACUUGAUGAAGUUUCUGCUGAUGUUACUAAUUUCCUUCAUCUUUUAGACAGCGCGAAGCAGGAACAGAAGGAGCAGGAGGUUGAUUUCUACAGAACACGAGAGGCACGUUUGGAGACACUUGGGGCACUUCAAGGGAUCUCAAAGAGGUUUGAUAAAGAUGAUUUAGUCCGAAUGUGGAUUGCAUUGGGUUUCAUUCAGCCGUCUCAAGGAACGAUUAUGGAAGAUAUCGGAGGAAGGUAUUUUGAUGUUUUAGUUAAAAAAAAUUUAUUUGACAAGGUCGGAGAUUGCUACAUGAUGCAUGAUUUAAUACAUGAGUCAGCAUCUAAAUUUUUUGCACAGAAAUGCGGUAAACUUGUGGUUGAUGAAGAGUCACCUCUCAAUCAGAUUUCUGAGACUAUUCGACACUUGUCUAUUCAAACUACAAAUCUAGACAUCUUAAGAAAGAUUGAGAAGUUUAAACAUUUGCAUUCUCUUUUCUUGUUCUAUGAAGAUUCUAAUCAGGGUCUUGGCAGUGCACUUACUGAAAUAUUCAAAGCAUCAAGAUGCCUGCGCUUAUUAUACAUACGUGCUGAUGAAUUCCAAGGGAUACCUGAAAAGAUUAGAUAUUUGAAACAUCUUCGAUAUUUGAAGAUAGAAGGAGUUAAAUCAUAUCAUUUUACUAGGCUACCAAGAUCUCUAAGUAAUCUCUAUCACUUGCUAUACAUAAUCCAUGGUCGCUCAUGGGGGCUAAAUUAUCCUAAAGAUGGUGAUUUUUUACCAUGUGACAUUAAUAACCUUUCUAACUUGCGUUAUCUGGAAUUUCCCGGGACUUUUAUUUCAUCGAUAUGUGGGAUUGGGAAGCUAAUGUCUCUUCAAGAAUUGAAUAGGUUUGAUAUUAGGGAUGUAAGUGGAUAUAGAAUUGGGGAGCUGGAGAAUAUGAAUGAUCUUUGCAAAUUAGGAAUAAAUUGCCUUGAAAAUGUUAAGAAUGCUGAGGAGGCUUGUAGUGCCAAAUUAUGUGAAAAGAGGAGGCUCACAAAAUUGACCUUAUGUUGGAGUUCGGGUGUCACUCAUUCGAGGAACAACGAUUUAGAUGAGAAUGUGCUCAACAACCUUCAGCCACCAAAAUGUCUAAGGAAUUUGAGCAUAGACAGUUACACGGGUGCAAGGUCUGCAAAAUGGAUGAACAAUGUCAAUUCGAUCUUCAAUCUAGAGAAAAUCGAAUUGAAAUUUUGCAGUCAGUGGGAAACUUUUCCUUCUUUCGGGCAACUCCCCUUCCUUAAGUCGCUGACACUUUCUGGCAUGCCGAAAGUAAAAUGGCUCGAAAGUAAAUUUAAUGGGAAUGAUAAAUACCGUGCUUUUCCAUUGCUAGAGGUGUUACAUAUUUGGGGAUUAGAAGCAUUAGAGGAUUGGUUUGAGGCAGGAGUAGCUGCUGAAGACGGAUGUUUGUUUCCUUGCUUAACUGAUCUGGUGCUGUAUAACUGCCCGAAGUUGAAAGAGUUGCCCUCUUUGCCUUCUGAGCUCAAGAGGUUGGUGAUACGUAGAACUGGGUGGACAACUUUGAAUUUUCGUAGCAAUUCAAAUCCUAUUCCCCUUAAAUCAUUAGAGGUCUUUCACUGUCCAAACAUUACAUCUCUUCUUCUGGCUGAUGAAAUAGCAAGACUUGCAGCACUAAGAAAGUUGAAAAUUCAGAAGUGCCCUAGUCUGAUCUUUCUCGGAGAAAUGCAAACCAGUAAUAAUUGCCAUCUCAUGCUCAGCCAUCUUAGCAUAAGUGAUCCAUCGGUGUUGCUAAUGGAGCCAUUGAGAAGUAUCGCCUCCUUUAAAAUGCUGAGUAUUGAGGAUAAUGAUGAGCUGGUUUCAUUUCCAAAUGAGGCGGAGCAGUGGUUUCUCAAUGAUAGGACUUCUCUUUCUGAGCUGCAAUUUUGUAAUCUCAAAUCCUUAGAGACUCUCCCUUCCUCCUUGGAAAGCUUAUCUUCACUUCAGAGCCUAUAUAUUGAGCAUGUUCCUAUGCUUCGGGAAUUACCGAACCUUCCUCCCUCUUUGCAACGUCUAUCAAUAAUUGGGGAAUGUCAUCCAGAGUUAAAGGAGCGCUAUCGAGAGGAUGGAGGCUCCGAUUGGCAAAAUAUUGCUCACAUUCCUGAUAUCUCUAUUCGUCCCGAAUGAUAGGUACAAGUACUUUAAUGAAAAUUUCCUUGAAGAAUGUAAUCUCCGCAUGAACCAGUUUGUAUCACUUGAUCAAUGUACUCAAUUUUAUUUAUGUAUUAUUUGAUGGUUAAAAAUAUUCGUACAUUA